Molecule: messenger RNA, 546 nt
Organism: Cadophora gregata
Lineage: Eukaryota; Fungi; Ascomycota; Leotiomycetes; Helotiales; Ploettnerulaceae
Exons: 1
Coding region: 1-546 (181 amino acids)
Source: RefSeq, a predicted model, not a curated record
AUGGCUGAGCGAACCCCGGUAGUCAAGAAGUAUCGUGAUGCCCUGGAAAAUGUCAUAGGAGCAACAAUGGAGUUCCUUGCUCGCGCACCACCGCCAAAUUCCACCCAAGAUCCAAGUCUCCCUUCAAACUCAGCACAGGAGCCAUCUAGUGAACGGGUUUCGCAACCAUACCUUGAGCUCGACGGUGGAGCAGCCUCGAUUGCGUUCACUGGCGCAGCGCAAGAGAGCUACUUGAGAGGCUCUCCAAAAAGAGUUGUCGAUUCCAAUGGCGACGUCAAUCUAGCGAGCUUCAUGGAUGAUGACGGUGCUGAGAAAGAAGAUUUUGGAUACAUGCCUCAAGCCCAGACAAGUCCUGGAGCAGAAGGCAGAUGGGAAGGGCGGCACGGAGAGCUUGGGCAAAUGGAUGCCGAGUGGAUGUUGAGUUUGUGUGAAGGGGAUGGUUUCAACUUACAAAUGCUGAACGAGAUGAUGAGAUUCGAGCCGAGUCUUGGAGUAUACAAGAACAUAUGGAAGAGUUUGUUGAAAGUCAGUGCCAACUGCGAAUAA